Corylus avellana is the source of this 976-nucleotide messenger RNA. The record is from RefSeq and is a predicted model, not a curated record. Lineage: Eukaryota; Viridiplantae; Streptophyta; Magnoliopsida; Fagales; Betulaceae.
AUUCAUUUAUGAUGUAUUCUUAUUGACUUGCAGCCCGUAUUUAGUCCUUCUGUUUUAGCUGAGAUUAUGAGACCUGAUGGCUCAUCCACGAUAUCAGUUCUAGGUGGCGAGUCUUUGUCUGCUGAAUUGGCUCAUGAACUUAUGAGUAUUCAGCUUGGUGUUCUACUAGCAUCCGUUUGUCAUGUAUUACUUGUGGUAUCGGAGGGAGUUCAUGAUUACAGCAUGUGGCAAUUGAUGUUGACAGUUGACUUGUUGAAACAUGGCAUACCUGACCCAUCUUCAAUACUCCCUUCUCAUUCCCAGAGCUUCAAUUUGGGGCCCGAAAAGGAAAACAAAGAUAAAGACCAUAAAAGUGAAGAGUAUAUGUCUGCUCCAGUUUUUGUCCAUACAAAAUUGGCCGACCAAGAUCUCAGUCCACGAGAUUUUUCCCAGCUGAGGAAGGCCAUUUUACACUAUUUCAACAUGUCUUCCUUUAUGAGAGACAAAUCUAGAAAUAUGAGCAAAGGUCAACCACUUUCUUCCAUGGCUUCUGGUAUGCAGAGUAAUGAUCCUGAUUUUGCGUGGCCGGAUUUGUUUGUUAUCCCACGUAAGGGCAAGGAUGACUUCCCAAGAGAUCAAUAUGAAAGUUAUUUUUCUACGCUAUGCAAAUUGCGGGAUCAGGUUCUAGCCAUGAAUUGCCCUCCAUUUGCAAGGACUGUAUCAGAACGCGAUUGGUUGAAGAAUUCUGCCAAGAUUUGGGAACUCGUGAAGAACUCCCCAGUAAUUGCAGAAUACAGCAGAACACUCCAAAGUUCGGGUCUUUCUAGGAGGUAGCCAAGCCCAAGUAAUUCAAACUUGUCGUUGCUAAAUCAGUUAGUGGGCGGUUCUGUUGAUUAUUUUGGGCCAAUUUAGUUUGUGUUAAUGUUUUAUUUAUGUACAUGAUUAUGGUGUUGGUUUCCUAUUUAUAUUCUCAUCGGGUGAAGCCGUUGGCUCUUGA